AUGCUGAAGGCGAUCGGGGAUAGGCUAUCGGUGAAGACUGUAAUUACUGAUGCACGGCUCAUCACAAACUUUGUAUACAACCAUAGCUGGUUAUUAGCCGCAAUGCGCGAGAGGUGUGGUGGGGAUAUAGUGCGCCCCGGAGCGACGCGGUUCGCCACAAAUUAUAUUGCCUUAAGUAGCUUUCUCAAACACAAACAGGGGUUACGAGAGCUUUUCGCCGCUCAUGAUUAUGUAGAAUGGAAAAAGAGGUUGACAAAAGUAACCUAUAGAAUUGAAGAGUUGGUGCUGGGAAAUUCAUUUUGGGAUAAAGUGCGUGGUGUUGUGGGUAUUAUAGAGCCUAUUUAUGUGGUGUUGAGGAUGGUGGACAAUGAGACAAAUCCGUCGAUGGGGUCAUUGUAUCCGUCUAUACAGCUGAUGAAAGAGGCUAUCAUGGUUAAAGCUCCCAAUGCAUAUAAGUGGGUGCAUGCAAUAAUAGACGAUCCAUAUUUCCUAAAUCCCAAAUACCAAUACAGCUGGAACCUCUUCGAUGAUAAUUCAUUAAAAAGGGCUGUACAUGAGGUGUACGAUCACUUAUUCCCCGACUGUCCAGGGAAAGGCACCUUUGGUAGUGAGAUUGUUAAAUUCCGCGACGCAGUUGGGAUGUUUGGGUGUCACCCUGCAGUGAAGUCAAGGAACGCCAUGAUGCCAUGCGAAUGGUGGUCCAUGUAUGGGACUGACUGUGAGGUUUUACAACGACUGGCUGUCCGUGUGCUUGCACAGACAGUGUCCUCAUCACCCUGUGAAAGGAAUUGGAGUACAUUCUCCCUCAUACAUACAAAUAAACGUAAUAGAAUAGGGUAUGAGAGGCUUCAAAAGCUAUUGUAUUGUCACUACAAUAUGAAGUUACGAGAGAGGUUGCUCCGCUCGGAAAGAAGAAGAAAAGCACAGGAAGACCCACUGGACCUGAUGACGGUCGGACAGCAUGCAUAUGCUGAGGAUGCGGAGGAUGACCUAGUUUACUAGUGGGUUAGGUCGGAUGACUUAGAUACCUCGGAUGGGCGACCAGAGCCACAUAUUGCAGCAGAAGCAGAGACACAAGGGAUUAAUGUUGACAAAUAUGUGGAGCAGCAGAGGUCUCCUGAUGAAGCAUUCGACCCAUUAACGAGGAGUCCGGAGGGCAGCCCGCGGCAGUCACUAUCACGCGGGACACGUGGCGGGGAAACAUUAUCUGACACCGAGACUGAGUCAGAGAGUGAUGCAGAAAAUGAGUCCGGUGAUGAUGAUGGUGGCGAUAAGGGUGACGAUGACUCUGAUGACAGUAAUGAUGAUGAUGAUGAUGG
Messenger RNA from Magnolia sinica, 1319 nucleotides. RefSeq lists its product as uncharacterized. The record is from RefSeq and is a predicted model, not a curated record. Gene Ontology annotation, molecular function: protein dimerization activity. Bases 1 to 1002 code for a protein of 333 amino acids. The transcript has 4 exons. NCBI's taxonomy places the organism in Eukaryota, Viridiplantae, Streptophyta, Magnoliopsida, Magnoliales, Magnoliaceae.